Molecule: messenger RNA, 1164 nt
Organism: Lindgomyces ingoldianus
Lineage: Eukaryota; Fungi; Ascomycota; Dothideomycetes; Pleosporales; Lindgomycetaceae
Product: glycoside hydrolase family 5 protein
Exons: 6
Coding region: 1-1164 (387 amino acids)
Biological process (GO): glucan catabolic process
Molecular function (GO): hydrolase activity, hydrolyzing O-glycosyl compounds
Source: RefSeq, a predicted model, not a curated record
AUGUUGUUCAAAAGUCUCAUCUCGGUGGCAGUCUUUACGGCUGCUGCUUCUGCCAAGAUCUUCUAUGCUGGUGUAGCUGAGAGCUCUGGUGAGUUCGGAGUGUAUAGCCAGACCAAGCAGAAAGGCUUCGGGUUGCCAGGGCGUUUUGGAGUCGACUACUCUUUCAUCGACAAGAAAGGGAUUGAUGUUUACGUUGACCAGAACAAGGUCAACUUGUUCCGGAUUGCCUUCCUAUUAGAGCGUAUGUGCCCGCUCUCCUAUGGGUUGGGCGCGAAAUUCAAUGAGACGCAUUUCGAUUAUUUCAAGGAAGCAGUCGACUAUGUGACGAAGACCAAGGGUGCAUACUGCAUUUUAGACCCUCACAACUAUAUGCGAUACAACGACCCCUCGCAGCAGCCUAUGACUGGGUCAAUUAUCGGCGAUACCUCUGAUAAGACCGCUGCCACAACAGCCCAAUUUGGGGCGUUCUGGGGUGAAUUAGCCGGCCGUUUCAAGGACAACGAGAAGGUCAUUUUCGGGCUGAUGAACGAGCCGCAUGACAUGAAAACUUCUCUUGUCAUACAAAACAACCAAGCUGCUAUUGACGGUAUUCGAAAGGCAGGUGCUAAGCAACUUAUCCUUGCCCCGGGAAACAGCUGGACCGGAGGACACUCUUGGACUGAAGGAAGUGAUCCGUCGACACAACUUACCCAGUUGAAGGACCCGGAGAGCAACACAGCCUUCGAUAUUCAUGAGUACUUAGAUUCGGACUUCAGUGGAAGCCAUGCGGCAUGCGCCCAGUCGGUUACGAAGCUUUCCGGAGUUACCAGCUGGCUAAAGCAAAAUAACUAUAAAGCCAUGAUCACGGAAUUUGGUGGGAGUAACACAACUCAAUGUGCUUCAAUGCUUACCGACUUCAUCAAAUAUAUGGACGCAAACGACGUGUACAUUGGUUGGACUGCUUGGGCUGCCGGUCCCUUCUGGGGAAGCGCCAGCGCAUGUUGCACCGACAGCAAGCAAUGGGGCAGCCUUGAGCCGACAAGCAAGGCUAGCGAUGGUUCCCCUGGGCUGUACGAGACCGUUUGGUUGAAGACAAUCCAGCCUUUAGUUCCGAAGCAGCUUGUGUGGAGUGGUAUGUCUAGCGUGAAAGGAGGAACAGUUACUACUAAACCUGUAAGAAAGUAG